This is a messenger RNA of Fomitopsis serialis, 1315 nucleotides long. RefSeq lists its product as uncharacterized. The coding region runs from base 197 to 1063 and encodes 288 amino acids. NCBI's taxonomy places the organism in Eukaryota, Fungi, Basidiomycota, Agaricomycetes, Polyporales, Fomitopsidaceae. The record is from RefSeq and is a predicted model, not a curated record. The transcript is spliced from 2 exons.
GGACCCAGACGUCCUUCAGCAUGCUACCCUGUUGGACUUCACAGCGCCAAAUGACAACUCCGAUCCCAAGAAGGCUAGAAAGUCCACUCACCGCGUCAAGAAGGAGGAUGUCCUUGCUGCAGCUCCGCAGACUCAAGGACUAGAUGCGAAUGCUGAGCUAGUUGUCGGGCGGGAUGCGAUAGACAUCGUUCCAGACAUGAUUACUCCAAGUGCCCGUGUGGAUGGACAAUCGACUGGCGAGACGGGCGUGAGGCCGCAAGACCUGACCAUUGCCCCGGAAGACACACAAGGCGCAGGUCCUUCGCGACGACGACUCGAUUCUACGGGCGACGUAUUUGUGCCUCCGUCCCAGCCGAGCAUGCCAUCUGCGCUGAAAGCGUCAAGUUCCAAGCACGUAGAGAAGCACGCGAAGAAGAGCAAGGACAAGCGGGCGCGGUUCAAGGCUCCCGGCCCGCGCGCACCCUUACUCACCGACGCGCGGGCCGAGUGUAUCCUCACGGCGGCGCGCAAGAUCGGGCGCGUCCGUGCGGGCAUUGCCGCUGGCCUGGUGAGGGGGCGUGAGCGCGAGGAGCGGCGGGCAGAAGCAGCGAAGAAGGCACGGAGGAGGCACAACGUACUUCGGGCGUCGUGCUCGGGAACCACCCUGACUGGCAGGGUACGUGGGUCCCCAGUGAGGGAGAGGCGGGGCCAUCGAACUACCAGAGCGCUGUGGCGGGUCCGAGUGCCGGUACCAGUACGACUGCGACACAGGCUAGGGGCGUGGGUGUUCAGCAUAUGCACCCGUCGGGGCCAUACCAGCUCACGGCGACUCCGCCGCAGAUGCGUGUCGCUCCUGGAUCUGUGCCUGCGCAUCCGUACCCCAUGCCGGGAUUCGUGUAUAUGCAGGCAGUACCUAGUCCGCCGGGUGGACGAGCGGUGCCGCACAGGUGCCGCAGGGAACAGCCAUGAUGGUGCCAGUGUGGCCGAUGCCGGGACGCCGCCCGCGGGAGGCAGCAGUCUCAAGCGCCGGGUCCUCCCCAGGGGCGUGGAGGCCACGCCCAGACGCAGGGGAGAUCGCCAGUAAAGAACGGGCGUGCGCAGGGCCACCGGCUACGCCGUUGGAUUCGUUGUUGAGCGCUGCGACUGCUGCGCGGACUUUGAUGGUGGACGAAGACUACGAUGGGGACGGGGAUGGAGUUGGGGGUGGGGCUGGCGAUGAGACGAGAAGGAAGAGGAGGAGCUGCCGAGCGUGAAGAGGUCGCCGAGGAGACGUAGGUGCGUCGGGUUCGGCGGGCAGCACUGCCUCGACGCGAGGUACCACGGGAAGGACGAGGAG